This is a messenger RNA of Cooperia oncophora, 450 nucleotides long. Lineage: Eukaryota; Metazoa; Nematoda; Chromadorea; Rhabditida; Trichostrongylidae. The record is from the annotation of a GenBank genome assembly.
AUGAAAAGGCCAAAUUUGAAGGUAAAGAUCUGGUUUCAAAAUCGCCGAUCGAAGCAGAAGAAAUCGAAAGGUAGCGUGGAGCGGACAUCGGAUGAAGAAGGUGAAUCUGAAGAUCGAGCCGAUUCAACUCCUCCUGAAGAAGGUGGAUCGAACAAUGCUGUGACGGAUUGGCAACAUAUGACCGGACUGGCACCAACUAGCCUGCCCUCUGCAGGACUUCCUCCUACUGGUCUCGGUCCUUCCAAUCUGCCGUCCACAGUCCUACCACCACCACAGUCUCAGCAGACUGUCGUACCACCAUCGGGUUUAAUGCCACCGCCAUUAAACACUCCUCUAUCCACUUACGAUCCACUCAAGUACUCCUCUAGCGAUGAGCUCAAGCCGUUCUACGACCAGUCAGCCUAUUACCAACCGUAUAUUCUACCACAUUCAGGGUACAAUGGUUACUAG